Molecule: messenger RNA, 3834 nt
Organism: Microstroma glucosiphilum
Lineage: Eukaryota; Fungi; Basidiomycota; Exobasidiomycetes; Microstromatales; Microstromataceae
Exons: 3
Coding region: 1-3834 (1277 amino acids)
Biological process (GO): DNA repair; DNA-templated DNA replication; mitotic cell cycle
Cellular component (GO): nuclear replication fork
Molecular function (GO): chromatin binding; protein binding
Source: RefSeq, a predicted model, not a curated record
AUGGCGUCUCUACCACCCUCGACAGCGGCGGCAGCCUCAGCUGGCCACGGCAGCGUUCACAUCCAGAUUGUCCAUACACCGGGUAUCACACGCGUCCUAUAUGCUCCCAAAAGCGCAGGGGUGGAUCGCUUGUUCACAGGAGGAGAUGACUAUCUUGUCCGACUUCUUCCUACCUCUUACACCUCCGACCAAGAACCACUCCUCAUCGAAGACGCAACAGCGCCUGUCACAUGGCUUGAUGCCGGCCGCUCUCACCUCCUAGUAGCCUCCGAAGAUGGCUCUGUGCGCGUCUACAAGCACAACAAUGAUACCGACGAUGAGACUCAGCUAGGCCGAGCUGCUGUGCCGCUGUCCGGCAUCCUGACUCGGACUAGCCUACCGACGCGCUGUGUAGCCCUCGAGAAGGCAUAUCCCUCCGACAAGAGCCCCAGAGCUGCCAUCUGCAGCGAUGAGCUCAUAGUCAAGAUCGUCGAUGUAGAGGACAACAAGCGGGUCCAUCUGCUCACCGGUCAUUCCAGAGCGGUACGCGCAGCCUCUUGGUCUCCUCGUGCUCCUACCCUGGUGACCUCGUCCUGCGAUGGUACAGCAAGGGUCUGGGACUGCAGUACGACUGAGCCGGGCUGCACAAAGGUGCUCGAGCAUCUGCCAGUGAGCAGACCCGAGGAUGAGACAGACAUUCACGCAGAGUGGCACCCUUCGGGCGAUUUCUUUGUCCUGCCCUCCAGGAGCAACGAACUUGUCACCUACUCUUCUUCCGGUGGCCAAGGCUGGGCAAGAUCGGGUACCUUUGCAGCCCCAGCUCGUGGGACUUCGGCCAUCAACGCACCCACUGGAUCUCUCACUGCCAUCUCCUUCUGCCCUAAUGGUCGCUACCUCGCCGCUGCUACCACUGAUGGACAAGUAACAAUCUGGGAGACGGCCUCGCGCGCUCCAAUCCGUGCUCGCAAAGCUGAGUCGAACGUCACUGGUCUAAGCUGGAAGCCCGACGAGGAUGCAUUGGCCUGGGUCGAUACCGAUGGUCAGCUGAAUCGAUGGCAGGACGUAGUCGGAAGCAGCUACCAAUCUCCUAGCGAGGCAGUCUCUUUUGGCACAACCACAAACGUCAGUCGCAGCGCUGCCGCUGUACGAUCCAGGUCCCACGUCGAUGAUCUGUUUGCUGGUACUGGUCUCGAUGAUGAUGACGAUGAUGACCAAGGCGCCGGUGCAUCCCGAUUCAUGGACGAUGAGGCAGGCGAUGGAAGAAAUCGCAGGGAUCGAUCCGCAGACAACGAAGGCGAGGACGACGAGGAGGACGGGCUGGAAGAUUUCGUCGUAGACGACGAAGCAGGCGACUACACUUCUGCAAGGGCGUCUGAGCACCGUAGGCGGCAAGGUGGCAGGAAGCUGAUCCCCAGACCUUCUGGAGCGGCCUCUAUUGCUAGUCUCACGGCUCAUACUCAAGCACCCUUUCAGCCGAACUCUACCCCUUCACGCAACUCAAGACGCUAUCUUUCUCUUUCGCUCUUCGGAUCUCUGGUCUCAAUCGACCAAGAGACUCAUCAUGUGGUGUCAUUCGAAUCCUUCGACAGCGCUGCUCGGCGUAAUUGGAAGAUGGUCGAUCACUUCGGCUACUCAUUCGCAAGCGUGGCAGCUUCGGGUGCUCUACUUGCUUGUCCAGAAAAGGGCGAUAAUGCCAGCUCCGUCCAUUUCAAGCCGUUCGAAGCAGCUGGAGCUUGGAGUACACCAGGGGCGGAAUGGUCAAUGGAGAUGCCAAGAGGCGAGGACGUAGUAGCUAUCGCUAUGGGCGGAACUCCACCUGCACGGAGACAAGACGACGAAUACGCAGAGGACGAGGUAGCGAAGGCAGCUGCUGCUCUCACCUCGACGGCAAUCGUUGCUACCUCUGCAGGCUAUCUGCGGUUCUUUUCCUCUUCUGGCCUUCAACGCUACGUCUGGGCAUUCGGAUCUCAAGUAGUAGCAAUGGCUGCAGGGAAACAGCACGCGGUCAUCGUUCACCGCCCUUCGACUGCUUUGGAUGGGUCGCAAAACCUCUCGUACACUCUGAUCGAUAUGAUCUCAUUCGAGGUCAAGCAGACUGGCCUUCUACCUCUUGGCAAAUGCGUCGAGUUGCGAUGGGUCGGCUUCAACGAGCUCGACGUCGCCUGCUUCUACGAUAGUCGCGGUGUCAUGCACCUGUUAGACCGAGCCUUUGCUGCUCCUGGUCAGGCACGCUGGACACCUGUGCUUGACACCGCCUCUCUCGCAGCCGCACGCAAGGAUUCUGAAGACGACUCUUCGACCUCACGCACCCAAUUCUGGCCUCUGUCGAUGAGCUCGACGCAGAUGUUCUGCAUCUUUGUCAGAGGCCAAGGAGGUCAAGCCUUCCCUGAUCCAUCGGCGAGCGGACAUCCUCUCAUUCAAGAAGUGGACUUGAAGCUGCCUCUGCUCAAUCUCGAGCAGCCCUCUGGUGAGCUCGAGGAGAAGUACUUGCGCAACACGCUUCUCGCAUCCUCGAUCCGCUCUGCAACGGCCUCUCUCGUGGUCCGACCGACCGAGGAGGCUUCUGAUUUGGCUAAUCCUGCUCAGCUCAUCCACGAGGCAGACAAGGACCUACUACAGCUGAUCCAGCUAGCCUGCAAAGCUGACAAGCACGCUCGAGCCUUGGACGCCACACGAGAGCUGCACGGCUCUCAAAUGCUGGAUGCGGCUCUACAGAUCGCAGCAUUCUUCCACCUACCAUCUUUGGCCGAUAGAAUGAGCAGCUUGAGGGAGUGGAUUGAGACGAGAGAUGAGAGAGACGAGAGGCUGGAGAGAGAUGGCCCAGCCGGUGUAGCCAUCGAGGACUUCUCAGAGGCUGCUGAAAGGAGUCACAGGAGCAGAGACAGGGUCUUCGCUCCAUCUAGCCAGAGCCCCAUGCCAGGCGGAGGGUCGACCACGGCUCAAGCUCGACGUGCUCUGAUGCAAGACUUUGGCGCUCAGAAGGGCUCGACUCCACGAAGAUCUCAGGGUGGACGAGGUAGUGGGUUUGGCAACAGCAUCAUGGAUGCUUCUCCAGCUCCAUCCUCGGUCGCUAUGCCGCCACCUCCUGCCGUCAGCUCAACCCGCAAUAUGAGCUCUUCGCUUCUGUCAGACUCCAGCAAUCUCAUGCACCGAGACGAGGACGAGUACCGAUCAGUGUCUCCGCCUGCAGCAGGAGUCAAGAGGAAGACUUCAGACUACACUCAUGAAGACGCAGCGCAAGGGCUGCAGAAGCAGCGUUCCACUUCAAACCCCUUUAACAAGACAUCCCUCUCCACGCCCGGUGGAGCCGGAGCUGCUCGCAAUCCCUUUGCUCGACAGCCCGGCAGCAUGGUCCGUGAUCGCUCGAUGCACAAGUCCAACUCCUUCUUUGAUCGCGCCGAGGCCGACUUGACGGAGGGCAGCGUGGCUAGUGCAGGUGGCCGAGGCAGCGCAGCGGCGAAGAAGACGAAGCAGACUACCCUGUUUGGCUCCGCACCGCCUUCGGGCGACAGCGCAUCCGCUACCAAUGGCAGGAGGAAGGAGUCAGCAUCGAAGGGGGCCGCCACGCCUGCAUUUGGGGAGACGCAGAGCGAGGAAGACUCGCAGAUGACCGAGGGCGGGCAGGAGGAGAGUCUGAGGCUCACGCUAGACUCUGCUGUCGACAGGGAGGAGCGUAGGGAGCGCAGGGGUGGGCUGGAGGAGACCCAGGCGAUGUCCAUGGAGGAUGAGGAUGAGGAGACGCAGCCUGUUGAUGCUGAGGAGGAGGAGGAGGAUCAGCCCGAGGAGAAAGAGGCGGUGAGCGGCAGGAGCAAACUCGAAGCAUUCAGGCGUCGGCCUAUGGCAGAAGUCGCCUGA